Nicotiana attenuata is the source of this 1952-nucleotide messenger RNA. RefSeq names its product cytochrome b561 and DOMON domain-containing protein At3g61750-like. The coding region runs from base 337 to 1554 and encodes 405 amino acids. Lineage: Eukaryota; Viridiplantae; Streptophyta; Magnoliopsida; Solanales; Solanaceae. The record is from RefSeq and is a predicted model, not a curated record. The transcript has 5 exons.
GACAUAUAUAUAAUUAGCAAAUGCUAAUUUAACUGCUGUUACAGAUUUGGUAAUGAUCGACAGUUGGAAGGUUUUUUCUUUAUUGCUAUCAAUGUUGUUUGUUAAAGUACUCAGCUGGAUGAGAAUGAUGAUUAUCGCCAGCCACCUCCAACCACCAUCCCCACCACCUUCUUCAACCUCUAAACCUUCAACUCCAAGAAAACAAUUUACUAACGAACACCCUUUACCUACUUUGAUCCUCAACAAUAAUUUAUCUUAUCUCCCCAUUUCUUUCCUUCAUUGCCUACACAAUAUUGGCUGCUCCAAUUUUUGAUUAAUCUUGGGAGGGGGAAAAAAAUGGAUGGCAUUUCAAGAUUGUUGGCGCUGUCAAUAUUCUUUGUGAUUUUGUUUGGUUUUCAAAGAGAGAAUAUGGUAACUAUGGCUAUUGAUGAAGAUACAAAGGCGCUUUGUAGCGUUAAUCUUGCAGAAUUUCUUCCUCCUCCUUAUGGUGGUCUUGAAAAUAUGGUUUGUCAACCUGUUUGGAACUCUUUCCUGCUACGUUACUCUCAGAGUAAAGACAAUGUGAUCACCAUUGUGUUAUCAACCAUUUACACAUCAGGCUGGAUAGGAAUGGGGUUCUCCCCAGAUGGAAUGAUGAUCAAUUCGAGCUGUAUGGUUGGAUGGGUGACUCCAGCAGGUCAUGGAAAAAUCAAACAAUAUUAUGUUGAGGGAUUCACUCCCUCAAAAAUCAUACCAGAUAAAGGGGAGCUGCCAUUGACAAGUGUUCCGCCCAUCAUCUACGUUCAAGGUGCUACAGCUUACUUGGCCUUCCAGCUGAAGUAUCCAACUCCUCUCAAAACUCAACCAAUCUUACUAGCUUUCUCCACCAAAUCUCCUCAGCACCACCAUCUCACUGUUCAUGAGGACAAAACAACCAUACAAUUCGACUUCUCUUCAGGUGGUUAUGGGUUCGAGCCGUGGAAACGGCCUCUUGCAGAAAUACAUGGUACUUCAUUUGCUGCCGCUGAUACACCUAUUAACUAUAUUAACUCAAAGAAGACCCAUGGGGUAUUGGGUAUAUUAGGAUGGGGACUAUUCUGUCCCUUUGGAGCAAUUUUUGCAAGAUACUUGAGGAGCCAACCGUUAUGGUACUACUUUCAUGUAUCUGCUCAAUACAUAGGAUUCAUAUUAGGACUUGCUGGAGUGGUUGUCGGAGUUCAACUCAACAACAGGCUGCAACCCCAUAUUCCAGGACAUCAAGGCAUAGGCAUUCUUAUUCUUGUGCUUAGUAUUCUUCAGGUUUUGGCAUUCUUUGUAAGACCAGAUAAAGACAGCAAGUAUCGCAAGUACUGGAAUUUGUAUCACGCUUGGGUGGGCAGAACUGCUCUCUUCUUUGGAGCUGUGAACAUAGUAUUGGGGAUGCAUUAUGCAGGCGCAGGGGAAGGAUGGAAAAUAGGCUACGGAUUUGUUCUCGGUUCAACAAUGUUGGCAUGCAUCAUCUUGGAAACGUUGUUAAGGCUAAAGAAGUUGGACGAACCAACUGUUCCUUCAAACUACCCUAUGACUUCAAUCUAGCAAAGAUCUAAAAAUAUACAUUGUUAUAGGUAGACUGUGUGAACAAGUAGAACACACCCCCACCCCCCACCCCCCACCCCCACCCCCACCCCCCAACAUUAAGUUCAUUCACCAUGAGUGCUCUUCACAAAAGUUGUACAGAAUUCCGUCCCAAAUAUGCUUUUGUGGAUGAGUUUGGAUUCUGCAGGCUUAGCACAUCUGAGGGCCAAAGCCUCCUUGAAACAAACUCAACACCGUUGCUAGUGCUCUUGGAAAAUAUCUCCUCUGAAGGACGACCUGAACUUUCCCGUCUUUAUUUCACAUUCUUUAGUGCUUUUGAAGGGAUUACAUGUAUUGACAACUUUUAUCUAGCAAACAUUUGUUUGUGGAGAUCAAUAGUAUAGUAUCGUGACAUUGAA